AUGGGUCCAGUCAAUGAAGCGGGGAAAUAUAUACGAAAAUUUAAUCAUGGUCAUAGACGAGCUUUUUCAGUACCAAAUGCUAGUGGUGACCGUACGCGAAUGACCGUCAAGACGUAUGCACCGGAGAAGACAGUAAACGAGCUAAUGAAAACAGUAACUUAUAUUUCGAAUGGAUUGCCAGUUAUGGUACCAGUUUCGGUAGAUGAUGACGCUGACCUUACUGUGAAAAUCAAUGAAGUGGAUGUUCUUCCAAAUGAAGAAAAUUCCAAAGGUGGUGCAAGAGUUGCUAUUAGAAGGGUUUGGGAAGCACGAUGGAAAGCUACGAAUUUUGAAUUGCUUCCAGAAUGGUUGCAAGAUAACGAGUAUCUGCGUACGGGACAUAGGCCACCGUUACCGAGCUUUGGCUCGUGCUUCAAAAGUAUAUUUUCUCUACAUACGGAAACUGGUAACAUUUGGACUCAUAUGUAUGGAUGUUUGGCAUUCAUUGGAGCUGCAGCCUGGUUUUUAACUCGUCCAUCAACACUGGUGCAGUCGGAAGAUAAAAUUGUUUUUGGGACAUAUUUUGUCGGUGCAGUGGCUUGUUUGGGAUUAUCGUUUGCAUUCCAUACAGUGCAAUGCCAUUCUGCUGGAGUUGGAAAACUAUUUAGCAAAUUGGAUUAUACUGGUAUUACCUUACUUAUUGUUGGUUCUUUCAUUCCAUGGAUUUAUUAUGGAUUUUAUUGUCGUUUGGUGCCUAUGAUUGUGUAUUUAACUAUGAUUUCUGUUCUUGGAAUUGCUGCAGUUAUCGUGUCUCUGUGGGAUAAAUUUGCUCAUCCACAUUACCGACCUUUACGAGCUGUUAUUUUCAUAGCAAUGGGUUUAAGCAGUGUUGUGCCAGCUUUAGACAUACUAAUUAAUGAUGGUAUUUCAUACCUCUUAAAUGAAGCAUCAUUGUUUUGGUUUAUAUUAAUGGGUAUUUUAUACAUAGCGGGCGCUGUUUUAUACGCUACACGUACACCUGAAAAAUGUUUUCCUGGAAGAUUUGAUUUAUGGUUACAAUCACACCAAUUGUUCCAUAUGUUUGUAGUAGCAGCAGCUCUGGUUCAUCUUUAUGGUGUCAGCAAAACGGCUGUGAAACGUCUGGAGCAAGGAUCGUGCGCUGAACAAAUGUUGGAACAGUAUGGAUAUGAUGAACCAUAG
Brugia malayi is the source of this 1179-nucleotide messenger RNA. RefSeq names its product acyl carrier protein, mitochondrial precursor, putative (gene Bma-paqr-2). Bases 1 to 1179 code for a protein of 392 amino acids. Gene Ontology annotation, molecular function: signaling receptor activity. Gene Ontology annotation, cellular component: plasma membrane. Gene Ontology annotation, biological process: adiponectin-activated signaling pathway. Lineage: Eukaryota; Metazoa; Nematoda; Chromadorea; Rhabditida; Onchocercidae. The record is from RefSeq and is a predicted model, not a curated record. The transcript has 8 exons.